Molecule: messenger RNA, 1626 nt
Organism: Funneliformis geosporum
Lineage: Eukaryota; Fungi; Glomeromycota; Glomeromycetes; Glomerales; Glomeraceae
Source: the annotation of a GenBank genome assembly
AUGAGUGUUGACACGAUAUCGGAUGACGCAGCUGUGUUUUCAAGAUUACAACUAGCUAGAGCAUUGAAGGAAGAUCCCGAAUAUAUUUAUGGUGCGGAAGAAAGUGCCAUCUUUCAGAGGCAGCGUAACCAAACCUCAGCUCUACAACUUCCAAAAAAUGAAUUCCAUCUACCACGUCCAAUGAGUUUAUUAAUUCCUCCAAUUUUAAAUGAUGACGAACUCCAUGAUGAAAACUCUUCUCAACCAAACACACCAAUCCAAGUCAAACAUUCACCACAACAGGUCUCUCAACAAGUUCGGCGUCAAAGUCAGGCUUUUACUUCAAGUCCAAGGAAUAGUGUAAUAAUACCUGAUGAAAGACGUGGUAGCGGUAGUAAAACCUUAUUGGACGUGAGACAAUCAAUGUUGGAAAAUAGGCAUAACUUACAUAAUGCUAAUCCUUUUUCCACCUCAUCAAGUCAUAGAACUUCUAUGAUACUACAACAAAACAAAACCCUUCCUGAUGCUAAUGGAAAAUUGAGAUCUGGAAAUUCUCGACCGAAUUCAUUAAUUGUAUCUUCACCUCGUCCAAUUUCAACUUAUACCAUUAAUACCGCUAAUUCACGACCUACUUCGUUUUAUAAACAAAAUAAAUCAUUUACUCCUGAUGAGAAUGAUGAGGAAAGUGAAUCUUCCGUCAACUCUCCUAAAACUAAAUCACAGAAAUCAAGUAAAAUUAAAAAGUCGAGUUCAUCAUCAUCUGAUGGUUCGGAUUCUCCUCCAACAUUACCUCCGAUUAAGAGCGUUGCCAGUCAAUCUAUAAUUCUUGAAAAAGUUGAUGAAGAAGGUGAUUCUUCCGAUGAAUCCGAUGAUGAUACUCCACUUGCCUUAAAAUCUACUCCCAAAAUUAAAGUGGCCCCUCCUCCUCGAAUUACAACGGGGAAAAAUAAUAACGGAAGGAUUGAAGCCUGGCUUGAACAUGUGUCAGGAUCGCCUGAAGGAUCUUCACCAAAUCAAUCUCCAACGCGUUCUCAUUCUCCACGUACAAAAAGAACUUCAAUGUAUAAUAUGAAUCAAUACAACUCAAGCCCACUUGUGGCGAGUCAUAGAAUGUCACUUGUAGUUGAACCUAUUAACAAAACACAAAGUCGCCGUCGCCCUAUAUCGGCUUUUGUUCCUGGCGAUAUACACGCACCUAAACCUGAUUUUCAUCAACCAAGAAAGAGAAGUAAUAGCGAAUUUGUACCGAGAAAACGAACGGAUUCAAUGUUAAUUGAAUCUCCAAUCCCGCAUGGACGUGUGUCUCCAAAUCCUCGUCAGGAUUCUGGUUAUUGGGCAAAAGAUACUUUGUUAGCUUUAUCUGAAGAUCUUCGUCAUGUAAAUUUGAUGAAUGAUUUGGGUGCAUCAUCAACAAAGAGUAAAGGUUCUAACGUUAGUAAUGGUAGCAGCAAUAAAUCAACCAAUCGCCACAGACAUGAAGGAAGCGGAAAUUGUAGUAAACCUAGUUCUCCAAAAUUACAAAUUCCGGUCGGUGGUUAUGGCUCGCACACAAAUAUUAACAUGAAUAAACGGCUUUCUUCUGAACUCUUAAUCCCUUCAAACAGAAAUUCUAUUUUAUAUCAACAAAAAAAUCGUAUUAGAUCUUAA